Molecule: messenger RNA, 1514 nt
Organism: Asparagus officinalis (garden asparagus)
Lineage: Eukaryota; Viridiplantae; Streptophyta; Magnoliopsida; Asparagales; Asparagaceae
Product: transcription initiation factor IIA large subunit-like
Exons: 11
Coding region: 185-1339 (384 amino acids)
Biological process (GO): transcription by RNA polymerase II; transcription initiation at RNA polymerase II promoter
Cellular component (GO): transcription factor TFIIA complex
Source: RefSeq, a predicted model, not a curated record
UACAGCUCUCUCGUCCGCUGCUCGCUCUCUCCUCUCUCUCUCUCUCUCGUCGUCGAACUCAAAACCCUAGAAUCCCCAACGAUCGCGUCCCCGAUCUUUCUAAAUCUCGAGUAAGCUUCCAUUUUGACGCCGGAGAGAGAUUCUUCUGGUGUUUCUCUCUCAAAGGAGCUACGGAUCCCUGGAAAUGUCGAGCAGUGUCUCCACCGUCUACAUCCAAGUCAUCGAUGACGUCGUCGGAAAGGUACGAGACGAGUUCAUAAACUCCGGCGCCGGGGAGGCUGUUCUCAGCGAGCUCCAAGCGUUAUGGGAGAUGAAGAUGCUGCAAUAUGGGGCAAUAUCAGGCAAUAUAGAAAGACCUUCUGUUCCCAAGCAAGUUGCACCUGGACAAGUCACCCCAGUUCAUGAUUUAAAUGUUCCAUAUGAAGGCCCCAUCGAGGAGUAUGAGACUCCAACAGCCGAUAUGCUGUUUCCACCGACUCCAUUGCAGACCCCAACUCCCACUCCAUUGCCUGGAACAGGUGAUGGAAUGUAUAACAUCCCUACAGGUCCAUCAGAUUACGCCCCGAGCCCACUCAGUGAUGUCAGGAAUGGCACCGAUGUAAAAAGUGGGAGAAAUAGUCCUUACAUGCAAUCGCCUUCACCGUGGAUGAGUCAUCGACCCUUGGGUGUGGAUGUUAAUGUUGCUUAUGACGAAGGUCGUGCUGAGGUGGAUAGAGGAGCUCCUCAUCAGUCGAUGACUCAGGAUUUUUUCACUGCUCAAGGGAAGCGCAAACGAGAUGCUUAUGCUCCUCCUGUAACAUCUGGCAGCCAGAUGCCACAGCAAGAUGGAAGUGGAGAUGUGAGAAUUGAAUUUUUACUUCCUGAGGGAAGCCAGUUCAAAAAUUUAUCAGCUCGUUUUAGCAAAGAUGCUGUACUAAAUGAGACACUCUGCAAAGAAGCAAGAGCGAGUUUAUUGCUUCCUCAACAGGAUGGAAAUCAGGAUGAAUAUGACGAGUUGUUCCCUUUCCAAGGAGUUGCCAGUGAAGACUACAAUAGCAACACACCGGCCGACCAUGAACUAAGAGCUCCAACCCCCUCUGUUGGCACACCAAAGCCAUCCAAAGGUGAAGCUGCCGAUGAUGAUGAACCUCCCCUAAAUGAAGAUGACGACGACGACGAGGACCUAGAUGAUCUCGAGCAAGGCGAGGAAGAACCACAGAUACAACAUUUAGUUUUAGCACAGUUUGACAAGGUGUCAAGAACAAAAAACAGAUGGAAAUGUACCCUCAAGGAUGGGAUAAUGCAUCUGAACAGCCGUGAUGUCCUUUUCAAUAAGGCUAAUGGGGAGUUCGAAUUCUAAUUUUUCUAUGAAGCAGCCGUCUUCUUAGAUAGUGAAGUGAUGUUCGACAGGCUGCUGCUUGUCGGAGUAGAUUUUACUGCUCUGAGUUGGGGAGCAGAGGUGUUGCUACCUCGGACAUGUUGUACAAAGCAAAUUUUAAUUAUCAAUUGGAUGGCCUGAGGCAGGAAUUUUCCCC